Molecule: messenger RNA, 3878 nt
Organism: Carica papaya (papaya)
Lineage: Eukaryota; Viridiplantae; Streptophyta; Magnoliopsida; Brassicales; Caricaceae
Product: Protein kinase family protein
Biological process (GO): protein phosphorylation
Molecular function (GO): ATP binding; protein kinase activity
Source: RefSeq, a predicted model, not a curated record
AUUGUACCAGCUAAUGGAAAACAAGUAAUUACCAGUAAGAGAAGAAAAGAAAAAUCAAGAGAACACUUGCUUCCUUACAUCACAUCGUUCAUCGCUCUCUCCUUCAGUAGAGAAAGAGAACACCAUUCUUUUCAUUUCCCUCCACAGAUCUCCAAAUUUCCAAUCUCCAAACCCUAACUUUCUCCUCGAUCCUUAAUCUCCAUCAACAACGUUCGUUCUCUCUUCAUUGCUCAAAAUUGAUCCUUGUUAUGUGAUAUUUGUUUGUAUGAUUCUGGAACCUUCUUGAACCUUCAUGGACAGACAUUUUCAGUACGAUGCCUGAGCUGCGUAGCCACGCACGCAGAAAUCGGGCGCAGAACAACCCAAACCCGAACCCGAUUGCCCCGAUUCCGCAACCCGACAAGCUCACUGCCCGACCCAGUCGCCAGAGGAGGACCGCUCAGAACAAGAGGAACAAGGACCCAGUAGCUGUUGCCGACGAUAAAGCCGGCGGAAGCAAUAAUAUUGUGGACCGUGUGGACGGUGUGCAAGCGACGCCGUUAUUGGGGGAAGAGAGGGGGGAAGAGGUUAGGGUUUUGAGUAAAGAGGUGGCUAAGAAGACCAUGGACGAGUACGAUAGCGGCCGAGGAAGCGGCGAUAAGGGGCCUGGAGCUGAGGAUGAAGGAAGCACAGCACCGCUUCCCGAGAAGGUCCAGGUUGGUGGUUCUCCAAUGUAUAAAAUAGAAAGAAAGUUAGGAAAAGGUGGUUUUGGCCAAGUAUAUGUUGGCAGGAGAAUUGGAACUGGGCCUGGAGCUGCAGAGGUAGCCUUAAAAUUUGAGCACAGAAGCAGCAAAGGAUGUAAUUAUGGUCCACCAUAUGAGUGGCAAGUGUACAACGCCCUUGGUGGUAGUCAUGGUGUGCCACGAGUUCAUUACAAAGGCCGGCAAGGUGAUUACUAUGUCAUGGUCAUGGACAUUCUGGGACCUAGCUUGUGGGAUGUUUGGAAUAAUAACUCGCAUACGAUGUCCAUUGAAAUGGUUGCAUGUAUUGCUAUCGAAGCAAUAUCUAUACUGGAGAAGAUGCACUCAAAAGGAUAUGUGCAUGGUGAUGUCAAACCUGAGAACUUUUUGCUUGGCACCCCAGGAACUUCUGACGAGAAGAAAUUGUUUCUUGUUGACCUUGGAUUAGCAACCAAGUGGCGAGAUAGUUCAACUGGGUUGCAUGUUGAUUAUGAUCAACGUCCAGAUGUAUUCAGGGGGACAGUGCGGUAUGCUAGCGUCCAUGCUCAUCUUGGUAGGAUUGGAAGCCGGAGGGAUGACUUGGAGUCUCUUGCUUACACACUUGUUUUUCUUCUACGUGGCCGGUUGCCUUGGCAAGGAUAUCAGGGAGAAAAUAAAGGAUUUCUAGUCUGCAAGAAGAAGAUGGCCACUUCCCCAGAAACCCUGUGUUGCUUUUGCCCUCAGCCUUUCCGGCAAUUUGUUGAAUAUGUAGUGAAUUUGAAAUUUGACGAGGAACCCAACUAUGCUAAGUAUAUCUCCCUUUUUGAUGGGAUUGUUGGUCCAAAUCCAGAUAUUAGGCCAAUAAACACUGAUGGUGCUCAGAAGCUUAUUUAUCAAGUCGGCCAUAAGAGGGGACGUUUGACUAUAGAGGAAGAAGAAGAUGAACAACCAAAGAAGAAGGUUCGGAUGGGAAUGCCAGCAACACAAUGGAUUAGUGUUUACAAUGCUCGUAGGCCAAUGAAGCAAAGAUAUCAUUAUAAUGUGGCUGAUGUGAGGCUCUCACAGCAUAUUGAGAAGGGAAAUGAAGAUGGAUUGUUUAUCAGCAGUGUGGCUUCUUGUGCAAAUCUAUGGGCUCUAAUUAUGGAUGCCGGAACUGGAUUCAUUGCUCAAGUUUAUGAACUCUCACCGUACUUUCUUCACAAGGAGUGGAUUAUGGAGCAGUGGGAGAAGAAUUAUUACAUCAGUGCAAUAGCAGGAGCAAAUAAUGGAAGCUCAUUAGUUGUAAUGUCUAAAGGAACCCAGUAUCUGCAGCAAUCUUAUAAAGUUAGUGAUUCAUUUCCUUUUAAAUGGAUAAAUAAAAAAUGGCGGGAGGGUUUUUAUGUCACUUCCAUGGCUACUGCUGGAAGUAGAUGGGCAAUCGUUAUGUCUCGUGGUGCUGGGUUUUCUGACCAGGUUGUGGAACUAGAUUUUCUAUACCCCAGUGAAGGUAUUCAUCGAAGGUGGGACAGUGGUUACCGCAUAACCUCUACUGCAGCAACCUGGGACCAGGCUGCUUUUGUUCUCAGUGUGCCAAGAAGAAAACCGGCUGAUGAGACGCAAGAAACUCUUAGAACUUCUGCUUUCCCUAGUACGCAUGUCAAGGAGAAAUGGGCGAAGAAUCUUUAUAUUGCAUCUGUUUGCUACGGUCGAACUGUUUCAUAAACAUGCAAAACUUUUGCUGGGAUGUGAAUGAUUUCAUUUUUGAUCAUGCGCUCGUACGAGAAGAGAUAGCUGUUGAUCAUCCACCCCAGUGGAGACUAGGAUAAUCUAUAGCCAGGUUGUCUGGACACUGCAUGUGGGACUUGAUAUAUGCAAAAACUCAACUUAAUUGUCAUCAUCAUGUAGCAUCUAUUGCAAACACCUGUGCUGUCUUUCAAUUCAGUCUAAGUCCUUGAGAACGAAACGUAGAUGUUUAAUGUCCGCUAGGAUGGGGCCUCUUUAUUACUAUUGGAAUGUAUAGUUUUUGAACAAUAAUUAGUUUGUUGGAGGCAUGUGCACAGGUCAUUGAUUAUCAAAAGAUGUUUUGGAAAUGUUUCAGUGGGCUUUAGGUCCUUUCAGUUGUUCAUUCUGUACUUUUUGUUUCUGAACUUGAGUAUCCUUAAGAUUGUUUAUUUAACAUCUCGCAUCUGGGUUAUCUGAUUUUAACCUUUGAGGAGGGAAAACAUGUUUCUUAUCUUGUAGACUUUUGAGGCAACAGUUCACUGUGGUUUACUGUUGACUUUCAUUCAUGUAAGAGGUGCUUCCUAGGAGUCUGUGCACAUGUAAUUAAAUUAAACUUAGAUAUAUGCAACUGCUUCAAUUCCAUUUCCUUUACACCUCUGCUCUCCUAAGAUUCAGACAUCUUUAGGUGUUACUUUGACUUGGCUAGAGUUAAUUAACUCAGAAAGCCAUGUAAGCUGAGUGGAUUUUAUUAUUUUGGUUGGCACCAGAUAAAAAGCUAAGGAUCAUUCGACCUGCUUGAAUUUUAUGUUGUAGAUAGGCUGUUUAAGUAUUUAUUAAUUAAUACUUUUUUACUGGCUACUUCCACAGAGAGCAGAUGGUUUCAUUGUGUCAAUGUUCUUGGUCAUCUGUCACUAAGAGCUGCUGUCAGUGGUCUAUAGUGUGUUGGCUUAAUUAUUGUAUUGCAGGUUGUAUCUGAUUGUUUGCGUGAGUCUUAACAAUAAGGAGUUGCAAGAUUUUCCGUGCAUUAUUAUCACAGGUAAAGGAAUUCAUUUUCAUGUUUAGGAUCUUCGGAUUAGAAAUACAGGAGCAAUGCCCUUCUAAACAGUCAGAUAUUCUCGGACUAAGUGCCUUUUUGCAGUUUGGAAAGUCCUGGGACUCCAGUUGUAGGUCUCAAAUGGAAGCUUUUCUUGUCGGAGCAACUCGGGUGGUGAAGAAUCAACCUUGACAUGGAAAUGUAAUCCGUUUGACGAUGGUAUGUCUAUGUGCUUCCACCAACAUUCAGCUUUCUUGGUUGAAUAAAACUUUUCUAGACAGAUAAUUACAUAACUUUGCAGUGAAAUAGAGUUGUGUACAGGUCCAAUACCUGUAAUACAAGCCUGGCAUUAGAAAAAAAAUGUGUGCCAAGAAUGAUAUUGAAUUGGGAUGUAAUGGGAAAGACUGAAAGGAGAUGUUUUAUUUCCUAUCCAAUUUCGUUUUGUA